Molecule: messenger RNA, 6738 nt
Organism: Columba livia (rock pigeon)
Lineage: Eukaryota; Metazoa; Chordata; Aves; Columbiformes; Columbidae
Gene: ARAP3
Product: ArfGAP with RhoGAP domain, ankyrin repeat and PH domain 3
Exons: 34
Coding region: 735-6143 (1802 amino acids)
Biological process (GO): signal transduction; positive regulation of GTPase activity
Cellular component (GO): cytoplasm
Molecular function (GO): GTPase activator activity; phosphatidylinositol-3,4,5-trisphosphate binding; protein binding
Source: RefSeq, a predicted model, not a curated record
AAAAAGGCCCUCGGCACCGCACAGGGAGCCCGUAGAUCUGCCCCGAGGCCGGGCUGGCAAAUAAUUUGGGGAUGUGGGACCCAGCGGGUGGGCACCAUGCUAAGUGUGAGCCCGAGGCUGUGCCCCUCCAUCUCAAGCCAUGGGUGCUGGCAGCGGGGGCGCACAGGAGCCCAGUUCUGGCUGGGGGGUGGGAGGCUGUCCCCCCUCUGCCUGCCGUGAGUCAUGCUGACCUCUCCCAUGCCCUCACCAGUAGCAGAGAGAGAGAGAUUAUGGUCUGGCCCUUCCGGCCGCAGAGCCCUCCCCGUGCUGGCCGGCACAGGAGCUCAUCCCCUGGGAGGGGCCCAGCUGCUCCCCGUUAUCUGCCUCAGUCAGCCCCUCUGCUGGGACACCCCCUGGCUCUCGUUCUCCUCCUGCUCCGUCCCACGCACGGCAGAGCCCGAGGUGCCCCAGCACCCGGUGUCUGCUCGCCCACCCACUCCCCCGUGAGCCCCCAGCUGCUCGGUUCCUGCCUGCGCUCGGGUCACAGCCUCGCCGACAAAGCAGGGCCAGGAUCUGGCAGCUCCGGGGAGGGGCGGAGAGGCUUCAGGCUGAGGAACAACAGGAUGCUGGCUUCUUGAGCUAGGAGGUGAGCAACUCCAGGGAGAACCGCUGCACGGAGGGACCUUCGGGUGCAUCCUGCUCUCCCACCCACAGGAUGAUGGGCUGAGCAUCUGUGGCAGAGGCACCCCAGGGCCAUGAGCUCCCCGUGUGGCCCUGACUCCGAUAUUGCAGACUGGCUGGCCACCAUCCAUUUGGAGAGGUACCAGGAUGUCUUCAGGCAGCAUGGGUACCACCUUGUCAGAGAUGCCACCUCGCUGGAUGGGGACCACCUGCAGCGGAUCGGCGUCACCGCCACCGGUCACCGCAAAAGGAUCCUGAACUUGGUGCAGCAGACACGGAUGCUCACUCCAUCCCAGAGGGGACCUGAAGCAGGAGACACCCAUCUCCAAGCCCCCGACGUCCUGGAUGCCCCUCAGACAGGCAAGUAUGCCAUGAAAGCAGAGCCAGGAGGUGCUACUGAUGCCUUUGGGACACAGCAGCACGUUGCUGCGCCCGCCCAGGCAUCACCUCUAGAGAAGGACCCUGCUCCUCCCAUCGUGAAGCCGGUUCCCAAGCCAAGGACGGUUUUCCCUCGCUUGAAGCCGGAGCAAGGCUUGGUGCCCACGCCCCUGGCACGCACCACAGUGCCAGUACACAGCCUGGACAGUGACAGGACACCUGCAGCCUUUGUGGUGCUGGAAGGGUUUGUGCCAGGGGAGAGCUCCACAGAUUUGGAGAGCCCGGAGCCCAAGCCAGUGUUGCCGAGUGGUGCAGGAGAGACUGUGGCCAUGGGCAUGGGAACAUCCCGGCGGAGAGCGCGAGAAAAUGCUCGGAAGGAGACAGCCCCCCCACCAGCUCCAGACCGUGGACAAGCCCUGGAGGCACUGGAGCAAUCCUCCCUGUCUGCCCCGUCUGUCCCACCGCGGCUCAGCCACAGGGUCCCUGCAGCCGAUCCCAGCCCUGGGAGCGUGAUGGAGGGUCACCCCGCAUCCAGCCCUCCCCUGCCUGCCCCAGCUGCCCCGGCCAAAAGAGAACCCUCGCCAUGCCCCAGGUCAGCCUCACAGCCGGGCUCAGGGCAGGGCAGGCUGGAGAUGGUGUCCAAUGUCAUCUAUGAAGGACUCAAGCCCCCGUCAGCCCCCACUGAACACUCAGGAGGGGAGGAUGUUCCCCAGGGUCGGGCUCUCGCUCAGCCCCUGGUUCUGGCCCUGCAGGAGCUGACCCAGCCGGACGACAAGCACAACAGUCCCAGCUGGCCUGGUGGGGGCCUGCCCCCCAUCCCACAGAGACCCCUCGGCAAGACAGAGGUCAGUGAGCCGCUCAUCAGCCCCUACAGCGAGACUAUCUUUGGGCAGGUAGCGCCAGCCCAGAAGCAGAAGGGUGUUGGCAUCUCCUCUGAUCAGAACUACGAGGCAGUGCCUGAGCUGGACCUGGAGCAAGAACCACGCAGGAUGAGCAGUGAGUGCAGCAGCGAAGGAAGGAGUGAGGAUGAGGAGACCCGGUCCCGGCUCAUCAACCGCAUAGUCCAGAAUGACACAGAAGGCUACUCCACUGUGGAGGCACCGCAGGCCGAGGGUGCCUCUUUCAGCUUGGCAGCCCAUCUCUACCCAGACGAGGUCCUGGAUGACCUCACCAUCUCCCCUUAUGCCAGCUUCACAUCUCUCUCUGAACCCCGACCCACCAUGCUCAGCGGCUGGCUGGACAAGCUCUCCCCACAAGGGAACUAUGUCUUCCAGAGGCGCUACAUCCGCUUUGAUGGGAAGAACCUGAUGUACUUCAGCAGUGACAAGGAGCCCUACCCCAAGGGGGUGAUCCCGCUCUCUGUGAUCGAGAAGGUUCGCUCCACCAAGGACAACAAGUUCCAGGUCUGCACCAGCCACCGUAUCUUUGUCUUCCGUGCUGAGAAUGAGGCCCAGAGGAAUGAGUGGUGCUCCACGCUGCAGAAGGUGAUGGACCAGCACCGGGGAAGCUCCCGGCCUCGGCCUGCCAACACCUCUCAUUGCCAGAAGUCAGGCACACUGGAGCUGAAGGGCCAGAAGUCCAAGGUGUUCGCAGCUCUGAGCCUGCCUGAGAUGUGGCUGUACAAGAGCGAGCAGUUCUUUAAAAUGGGCAUUGGCAUCUGCGUGAUCGAGAUGCGUGGCUCCACCAUCCGUGAAGCCAAGAACCGCAGUUUCGAGCUCAUCACCCCCUUCAAAAUAUUCAGCUUUGUGGCGGAAUCAGAGCGGGAAAAGCGGGAGUGGAUGGAGGCCCUACAGGAGGCCAUAGCUGAGAUGCUCUAUGACUAUGAGGUGGCAGAGAAGAUCUGGUCCAACAAAGCCAACAAAUUCUGUGCAGACUGCUGGGCUCAGAGUCCUGACUGGGCAUCCAUCAACUUGUGCGUGGUCAUCUGCAAGCAAUGUGCAGGGCAGCACCGCAGCCUGGGCUCCAACAUUUCCAAGGUGCAAAGUCUGAAGCUCGACACCAGUGUCUGGUCCAACGAAAUUGUGCAGCUCUUCAUCAUGCUCGGAAAUGACCGAGCAAAUCGGUUUUGGGCAGCUCACCUCCCUGCUGCUGAGGCCCUCUGCCCGGAUGCCAGUGCCGAGCAGAGACGGGACUUCAUCUCUCGCAAGUACCGAGAGGGACGGUACCGCCUGCCCCAUCCCCACUACGCCACUCAGGAGGAUGUGCUCCAGGCACUGUGCACUGCAGUGGCAGGACCAGCCCUGCUGAAGACUGUCCUGCAGUUCUUCUCAUCCACAGAGGCUGGGCUGGCAGCUGACCCUACCCCUCGCGAGGUGGCUCCUGGGGCCGACCUUUGGUGGGGACCAGAGAGCAAAAGGCCCAGGAACCACUCAGGGAACCCGCAUAUACAGGAAGCAGGUCCAGAGGGUGUCUACAACGAGAUCACACAGCCAGUGAUGCACACUGGGUACCUGUACCGGGCCAUGGCCCCCCACAAACUCCCUGGUGUCAAGAAGAGCAAAGAGGACUUCCAGCGCACCUGGUGCUCCCUGGAGAGAGCCCUGCUGUUCUUCGAGACAGAGAAAUGCACUGAGCCCUUGGGCCACAUCGAGAGUGGGGACCUCAUCUCCCUGGGUGUGAGCAGAACCCAGGGGCUCACCAGCCCUGGCCCCACGGAAAGGUUUCGCUUCACCCUCGAGCUCUUCCUCACUGGGGAAAAAGUGCAACAGCUGGGAACCGAUGGGCCCGAGACCCUGCAAGCCUGGGCCAGCGCCAUUGGCAAGUGGUUCACACCCGUGAGCUGUCACUGCCUGCUGGGCUACGAGUUCCAGCGUGUGGGCCAGCUGCGAUACAAGUGCAUGCUCAACCCUGAGCGGUGGCAGCAGGCCUUCUUCAUCCUGCAGAAAGCCCACCUCUUCAUCUGCCCCGCCGAGGAUGACGGGGCUGAGGACAGCAUCAACCUCCGGCGGCUGCAGGAGCUCAGCCUGGUUCCCCCCACGGACACCCCAGAGAAGAAAGAGCUGCUGAUCCUGGUGGAGAUGGGAAGGACAUUUUACCUGCAGGGCUUGACACGGGCAGACUCGGCUGCAUGGUACGCCGACAUCCAGGCGUCAGCAGGGGGCCGGGGUAAUGCGCUGCGGGACCAGCAGCUGAGCCGGGGGGACAUCCCCAUCAUCGUGGACAGCUGCAUCGCUUUCAUCACCCAGUAUGGAUUGCGGCAUGAGGGAAUUUACCGCAAGAACGGGGCAAAAUCCCGAAUCAAGGUACUGAUGGAGGAGUUUCGGCGGGAUGCCCGCAAUGUCAAGCUGCGCAUCAAUGACAACUUCAUCGAGGAUGUCACUGACGUGCUGAAGAGGUUCUUCCGUGAGCUCGAGGACCCCGUCUUCACCCUGGAGCUGCACCCACAGUGGAAGGAAGCUGCAGAAAUCUCCUCGAAGCCCCAGCGCCUGGAGCGGUACAAGGAGCUCAUUCAUCGCCUGCCUCGCCUCAACCACAAGACCCUGGCUGCACUGAUCGGGCACCUCUACCGGGUGCAGAAAUGUGCAGACCUCAACCAGAUGAGCACCAAGAACCUGUCACUGCUCUUUGCACCCAGCCUUUUCCAGACCGAUGGCAAAGGGGAGCACGAGGUCAAGGUGAUGGAAGACCUCAUUGACAACUACGUCAGCAUCUUCAACAUUGAUGAGGACCAGGUAUCCCAGAUGGAUCUGGAGAACAGUCUGAUCACCACCUGGAAGGACACCCAGCUCUCACAGGCAGGGGACCUCAUCAUUGAGGUUUACCUGGAGCAGAAGUUGCCCGACUGCUGUGUCACCCUGAAGGUGUCCCCCACGAUGACAGCAGAGGAGCUCACCAACCAGGUGCUGGAGAUGCGCAAUGUGGCAGCCAGCCUGGACAUCUGGCUGACCUUUGAGGCCCUCGAGAAUGGGGAGCUGGAGCGGCCCCUGCACCCCAAGGAGAAGGUGCUGGAGCAAGCUUUGCAGUGGUGCAAGCUCCCAGAGCCCAGUGCCGCAUACCUGCUGGUGAGGAAGGUCCCCAUUGGUGAGGGCAGCUGUCUCUUCACAGGUGUCAAGCGUGAGACCCCCAAGUGUGGGCUGCUGAAAUGUCGUGAGGAGACCCCCAAGCUGCUGGGGAACAAGUUUCAGGAGCGCUACUUCGUCAUCCGGGACCGGAGGCUGCUGCUGCUGAAGGAGAAGCGGAGCGCCAAGCCUGAACGCGAGUGGCCCCUGGAUGCAGCCAAGGUUUACAUGGGCAUUAGGAAGAAGCUGAAGCCACCAGCCCAGUGGGGUUUCACGCUGACCCUGGACAAGCAGCAACUGUACCUGGUGUGCUCGGGGCAGGCUGAGCUGUGGGACUGGACUACCAGCAUCCUCAAGGCUCAGCACGAUGACCUGCGCCCCGUGAUCAUGCGUCGGCGCUCCUCCUCUGACCUUGCCAAGCAGAAGUUCGGCACCAUGCCACUGGUGCCCCUGCACGGCGACAGCACCGAUGCCACCAUGCUCUCUGCCAACCAGACCCUGCGCCGACUGCACACGCGAAGGACUUUGUCCAUGUUCUUCCCCAUGAAGAUGCACCAGGACUCCCUGGAGGAGCAGCAGGAGAAGGAGGUGGACACUGAUCCUGUCUAUGAGGAGGUUGGCAACUUCCCCGAGCUGGCCGCGCUGGAGCUUGGGCAGGGGUUGCUGGCAGAUCUGUCGGCUGUGCCCCCUGUGGACAGGUCCAAGAAGCCGGCCACGUUCCCCGAGCAGCCCCCGGCCACGGCGCUGCGCUCCUCGCUGCCUGCCAGCCCAGCCCAGAGGGUAGCAGGUCCCUCUGUCACCAAGGCCGUGUCCCUCGAAAGGGGCUUGAACCUAGAGAGCGACAAAACUCCAGCCCAGGGGCUCAAACCCACCAAAACGGCUUCUCUGGAGAGAAACAUGGAGCCUUCCCUGGUGCUGGCCAGGGACUGGGACCAGGGGGCUGCACCAGGGAGCAGUCCCACCACAGAGACCUCCCUGGAGAUCCCCAAGAAGAGGAACAUGCAGCCUUCCUCACCCAUCAACAACAAACUUAUCCAGGAGCUCAGCAGCGUCAUCCUCAGGAAGAACGAGAGCCAGCCACCAGAGCAGGACCAGCCGGUGACUUGACCUGGGUGCCGAAGGGACAGCCACUGAUGUGGGGGUGAAGUCAUUCUCAGCAGCAGCAACGAUGGGUACCCCAUGUUCCCACACCAUGGAGCCCACACCCUCCUCCUCCUCCUGAACCCAGAGCCAGGAUUGGAACGGGGACCGGUGGGAACCAGGGUACUAGUGGGGACGAGGAUGCUGAGCUGCAGUACCCCCUCUUGGGAGGGUUACGGGUGCUGCCACACAUACUCUUGCUCACGGGUGGCAUGUCUGCCAUCAGGCCCAGCACUGAGGGAAGCAACUAAAUGGGAAAAUAAAAGCAGGAACCUCGUGCCUGCACAUUUUGGAAGCACAGCAUAGUGCCCGGCAGGGGGAAGGCAGCACGAUGUCCCCUCCCCAGUGCUGAGCCUGUGGGGCAGGGUCAGGACACCCAAGUCAUCCCCCACUUCCCUUCUUGCAUCUACCAUGGUAUAUUUGGGAGGGGGGCAACAGGAGCAGGGUUGGCCGUGUGUGCCAUGUGCGUAGUCCUGGCGAUGGAGGACAGUCCUGCUCAGCUGGGGUAUUUAUACCUGUUCCUUCCACCAGCAGGAAGAAAUAAAGGUUUGUUUGUACUCUG